GGGAUUGGGAUUUUAACCUGAACCCAUGUGAUAAUAAUUCAAAUUGGGCAACACCGACAAACCAGACCGAGAGCUCUCUUUAUAAGAACACUGUUGAGUGUAACUGCUCCUACCCUGGGGAUGUUUGUCAUGUCAUUGCAAUGGUGUGAACUCUUCAAGGACAGGAUCUUGAUGGUGUUCUUCCACCAUCCCUAGCAAAGUUACCUUACAUCAAAACAAUUGACUUGGCUCGUAAUUACCUAAGUGGCACCAUACCGAAUGAAUGGGCUUUAGCCAAGCUGGAAUUCCUGUCUGUAUGUGUGAAUCGCUUGUCUGGAACGAUUCCAACAUAUUUGGGAAACAUAACGUCACUUGUAUAUUUGUAUGCUCUCUUAUACUCUCUACAUCUCACACACAAAAAAUACAUGCAUACGCACUUUUGUGGAUAGUAUCUCUGUAACACUCUAGGCCAAUUCCCUAUUGUCCGUAGACAAGAGAGAUGUUGGAUUCUUAAUAUGCCCCCGCCCUCCCCCCCCCUCUCAAAUAUUACCAAAACGUUUUGAGCUAAUUGGUUGCUGAGAAAAUAAAAACUUCACAAUUUAGCGUGCUUGAGUGGUAGUAGUACUAGUAUGGGUGACCCCCUAUGAAGUCUCCACUAGGGCAACCACAAACAUAUACAUCCCGAGCUCCUAUUGGGAAUAAUACACAAUACUAAUAUUACGAGAGGUCAGAUGUUAGAAAGGGUAUCAAAUCCAAUCAUGUGUUGUUCGGGAUGGUGUGACAACAUCAUUAAGAAUGAUAAGUCCCUACGGUUGUUCAAAGGAGAAUCUCAUAUCCUUAAUUGGGAUGGUGGGACACACCUCAUCAAGGACGAUAAGUCCAUAUGGAGGAAGGGGUUAUUGUAACACCAGAAACAAAUCAAACAUCGUUAACCGGAGACAUCUUGUGUUCUUAAAACAUGUCCCUGCACAAAUAUGACCAACUUCUUUUGGGUGCAUUGGCUAUGAAGAAUAUGGAAACUUCAUGUUUAAGUGUUCUGGUGUGGACACAUCAAACGAUAUUGGUGGUAUGAGAGGCCGGAUAUUACAACUUCAAUGAGUUACGAGUAAUUCAAUAUAUAGUCACUAAAAUCUACCUAAAAAAUGCUACCGAAGUCAUCAUCAUUUACUCUUUUGCUAUAAGUUAGUAUAUUUUUUUAUGCAAUUGUGUUAAAUGGAUAAAUGAAUACCAGGAGUCUGGAGAGUAACAUGUUCUCUGGGAUAGUUCCAGCUGAGCUUGGAAAACUAGAAAAUUUAGAAAAUCUGAUUCUUAAUGCAAAUAAUCUCUCUGGUGAGUUACCGGUGGAGCUUAAAAGUCUAUCCAAUUUGACGGAACUUCGAUUAACUAGUAACAACUUCAAUGGAAGAAUCCCCAGCCUUGAAAGCUGGAAACAGCUUAGCAAACUAGAGAUGAUUGGUAGUGGGCUGGAGGGACCAAUUCCCGCAAGCAUUUCCCUCUUAAGCAAUUUAGAAGAACUAAGAAUAUCUGAUUUAGGUGGAGACACAUCACUGUUUCCAAAUCUAAGCAGCAUGACAAAAAUGAGAAACUUGGUGUUGAGAAGCUGUAAUAUAACAGGGAAAAUUCCUGAUUAUAUAGCCCAGAUGUCCAACUUGAAGUUUCUAGAUCUGAGUUUUAAUGGUUUAGUUGGGGAUAUACCAAAUCUAAGUGGACUAGGCGAUCUACACACUGUGUUUGUUAGUGGUAACUCCCUCAACGGUAAUUAUCCUCAUUGGCUCACAAAUACAGAUGUCGUAGUAGAUCUUUCCUACAACAACUUUAGUAAAGAAACGGUGCCUCAACAUUGUACUGAAUCUGUGAAUUUAUUCAGAAGUUACGCUGGCGGAAACAACUCUGACCUGGCAAACUGUUUAAGCAGAAUUCCUUGCAUGAAGAACUACAGUUCUGUUCAUAUCAAUUGUGGCGGGAUAGAAGUUACCAUAGGAGACAAGGUUUACCAGGCGGAUGAUAGAGAUCGGGGUGGACCUGCAAGAUUUCAUCCUUCAAACGAUCAUUGGGGAUUCAGUAGCACAGGAAAUGUAUGGAAUGUUAAGAAUUAUCAAUAUACAAUAAAUAAUGUAUCAAGACUCGCUAUGAAAGACUCUGAACUUUACACAACCGCCCGCCUCUCUCCACUAUCUGUCAGUUACUACGGUCGUUGCUUAAAAAAUGGAAGGUACAAGGUGACUCUACAUUUUGCGGAGAUAGUUUUCAGAGAUGAUAAAUCUUACCAGAGUCUUGGAAGGCGUGCUUUUGAUGUUUAUACACAGGGUGCAAUUAAAUUGAAGAAUUUUGAUAUCAAGAAUGAAGCAGGAGGGGUUGAUAAGGCAGUAAUAAGAACAAUAAAAAAUAUUCAUGUAACUAAUGGAACUUUAGAAAUUCGGUUUCAGUAUGCUGGAAAAGGCACAACCGUAGUCCCAAGCCCAGGAGUGUUUGGACCGCUGAUAUCUGCCAUUUCUAUGGAGUUGGAGACCAACUCUGGCAAAACAAGUAUAUUCAUAGUCAUUGGAGCGGUGACUGCAGCUUUGUGCCUCACUCUCAUAGUUGUUGGUAUUGCAUGGCAAAUGGGAUAUAUAGGUGACCAAAUAUCACGAGAAAAAGAUUUAAGGGGGUUGGAUUUGAAUACCGGCAUAUUUACAUAUCGACAGAUCAAAGCUGCUACCAACAACUUUGCGGAUUCAAAUAAACUUGGGGAGGGCGGUUUUGGAUCAGUUUACAAGGGUACACUACUAGAUGGAACUCUAAUUGCUGUGAAGAAACUUUCUUCUAAAUCAAAUCAAGGAAAUCGUGAAUUUGUGAAUGAAGUGGGAAUGAUAGCCGGUAUUCAACACCCUAAUGUGGUAAGGUUACAUGGGUGUUGUGUGGAACGUAACCAACUACUGCUUGUUUAUGAGUACAUGGAGAAUAAUUCUCUUGCACAUGCUCUAUUUGGUAACCAUAAAUCUAAGAUGGAAAUAGAUUUUCCUACAAGACAACGAAUUUGUAUCGGAAUUGCAAAAGGUUUGAAAUUCCUGCAUGAAGAUUCCGUGCUAAGAAUGGUUCAUAGGGACAUUAAAGCAACAAAUGUACUUCUGGAUAGUGACCUUACUCCAAAGAUUUCAGAUUUUGGUUUAGCUAAGCUUAAUGAAGAAGAAAACUCUCACAUCACAACCAGAGUUGCCGGAACUAUAGGAUACAUGGCCCCAGAAUAUGCAUUAAGGGGGCACUUAACCUACAAAGCAGAUGUGUAUAGUUUUGGAGUUUUAUUACUCGAAGUUGUUGCUGGAAAGAUUAAUACGAAACAUCACCCAACUGAGGAAUUUAUUUGUCUUGUUGACUGGGUUGUUUUUCUAAAACAAAAGGGGAGUUUGAUGGACUUGGUGGAUCCAAGACUGGGUUCUGGUUUCAACAAAAAAGAGGCAUUGAGAAUUAUAGAGAUCGCUGUAUUAUGCAUUAACAAAUCCCCAGCUCAUAGGCCUACCAUGUCUGAUGUAGUAAAUAUGCUCGAGGGGAAUAUCGAAAUUAGGGGACCAGAUAUCAAUCUAACUACAUAUGGUGAUGAGUUAAGUUUGCAAGCACUCAAAUUGAAGCUUGAAGAUAUACAGACCCCUUACUUUGGUGAACAAGAGACUUUCACUAACCCGUCAUCUUCUAUCAAAGACCUGUAUCCCAAUAGUCAACUUUCGGAAGAAAGAUGUUGAAUGCCCACGUAAGCACUACUCUUGGAAGCUGAUAAUCAAGAACUUCUGAUGAUCCGAAUUGGGUCGCUUGCACUACAGUUAUUAUGUUUAUUAGUUUAUUAUUGGGCCGAACAAUAUGUUUAUUUGUUUUAUUUCGAAUUUGGCCGUAGGCCAACAUAAUGUUAAUGGGUCCAAUAUAGAAUCCAUUAGGUUAUGUUUUUAGAUUGGGCUUAUACUUGAAAAGGUGCGUGCAAGGGAUAUAACUACCGAACUGUUUCCAGGAUAUCGGCACAUCCCUUCAUGUAAUCGACAUAUCCCUUCAACAUACCUAUUCAUCAAGUAUAAAUAGGGUUUCAAGUUUCAAACUUUGUAUGCAAGUUUCGUUGAUAAACAAGUUGCAAGUUCAAGUUCCUCUUUCGUUUAA
Messenger RNA from Helianthus annuus (common sunflower), 4098 nucleotides. Its product is annotated as probable leucine-rich repeat receptor-like serine/threonine-protein kinase At3g14840. Gene Ontology annotation, biological process: protein phosphorylation. Bases 1200 to 3695 code for a protein of 831 amino acids. NCBI's taxonomy places the organism in Eukaryota, Viridiplantae, Streptophyta, Magnoliopsida, Asterales, Asteraceae. The record is from RefSeq and is a predicted model, not a curated record. The transcript has 23 exons. Gene Ontology annotation, molecular function: protein binding; protein kinase activity; ATP binding.